AGUCGCUUAUAUAACCCCAUUAUACCGUCCUCAUUCACAUUGAAAAGAGUCACGUGAUAUUUGUCUACCCUUACCCGAAAUUCGUCCGUACGUACAACUUGCGAGUGUAGAACAACAAAGCCGCUACCAAUGCCGCAACUAUCACGCGGCAAACUGCAGUGCCAUUACUGCGGAAAGCGAUCUGAUCGAAAAUGGGAGGUGCAUAUCCGAUCAUGGAAAUGUAACUAUUGUGAAGCAGUCAACUAUCUUGACGAAAACGGACAGAUAACCGACCCUCCCGUGUCAUUAUCAGCGAAACAACCAUCUCCCCAAUACGCCAGAUAUGCGCGUCGAACGCAGAGUCCAGAUCUGUCGCCACAAGAAAGCGACAUCUUCUGUAAACAAUGCAUGACGAAUCAGCAUUUCGUGCAGCAGAACCUCGCUGAGUACCUCCCGGAUCCUUCGCAUCCAGAAUACAAUAAAUUUCUGGAUAAUCUGGAAGACUACAAGGCAGAUCUUGAAAGACGCUAUCCACAGGUAUGCGUGGACUGCGCGCCGCGGGUGAACGCUCGCUUGAAAGCAACGACGUAUGCCGCCAAAGCCGAUAAUCUGCGACGGGGCUUGGCGAGAAAGAAAGCCUCGUCACUUACACCUGAAUGGAGAAAAUGGGGCUGGAGGCGCUUACUGAUUCUCAUCGGUGGCGUGUUAUGGUGGGCUAGCAUAUUAGGCCAAGUUACGUGGCAUCUGCUUGGGAUUCUUCCACAUGCGACGAAACAGAUGCGCCUUCGAAGUAUUUCGUGGUACGGACAAUGGACAUGUGCUGCCAAUGCGCUCAUGUCGCAGGAGAUACAGUUGAGCUGCCUAGAAGCUACCAAGGAUAGUGUCUGGCGAGCGUUCUACAUGGGCGCUGCCAGCUUCUGGUGGAAUAAUGCGCUAAGCACCAAGCUCUACAGCCGUGAGCGGCGGCUGCGUGGACUAGGCAGCUAUCUUCUAGUGCAGUUCAUAAGCUUGUCCGUUCGGGCUGUCGUGCUACUUUGCUUUGAGCACACAGAAUGGAUUCCGAAGAGUAUACCAACAAAUGCCAUUCACGGCACAAUGAUUGUCUUCUUGGUAUUCACCACGUUGACAUCUCUAAGAACUGUCAAACUCUCUGCACCUCAGCGACCCAAUUUGACGGAUCAUCAUCCAGUGCAAGUCGAUCCUGCCGCCACCCGACCUGCGUAUCAACAAAACUCCACACCCAUUUCAUCUCAGACAACAAGCUUCUCCACAAGUUUCCCCGUGUCUGCUUUGUCAAAGCCACUAGAAUCGGCAUCAGUUCUUACACCUCCCGCAACGCAGUCUUUCGCUGAAACAGAGUAUGAUGGAAAUGAGAUGGACUGGACCCCUACGGGACCAUCUCAGUAUACGCAGUUCUCACCACAACCGAAAUUGGAAUACAGAAGGCCAGAAGGGCCGAGCCCUUUCCGUGGCACUCUGCCUCCAGCGCCGAAGCCACCAGCUCACAAAAUCCGCAAUCCCAAGCCCUUCAUCCCAGCAAGUCAAGAUCGGAAGAAUAACUUCAUGAAGGAGAUUCGCGGUGAACUUCGUGCUGCGACCGGUUCUCCUUCAGAUGAUGAAGAUGGCACCUUCGGCUUCGGAAGUCGGAAAAAGAACAACGCGGAUUUCGUCCUCGCACCAGGAAAUAUGCGAGACUACCAAGCUGAGGGCGCUGCGACAGGGCUGGAGAAUUUAUUCAACUCUGCCUUCACAAUUAAAGAGACUACAGCUGCCACGACAAACAAGGAGCAAGAGAAGGGCAUCAGACGUUCGAAGGAGAAAGAGAAGGGUUAUGUCAUGAGCGGGAAGACGGUAAGGGAGAAUAUGAUUGCGCUACGAGCCAUAGUAGGUAUUUCUGCUCUGCUGGUCGUAGUUCUUGCUUUCGUUUUGAGUGCAAGGUGGUUUAGUCCCAAAUCUGCACUCGAAGGCCUUCUGUACGAAAAAGAGGCGCUGGAGGAAGUCCGCGAAGUAGUCGACGUAGUGCAGGAAUAUGUCGACACGUGAACCAGGACCAAAUUUUUCUGAAGAAAACAACCUAUUUGCGCAGAUACCCAGCGACCUUUUUGAGCAUGUAGAUCUCCAUUUUCGGUGCCCGCUGCUUCUCAGCCUCCAUCUGCUUCUUCAAAAUGUCCGACUGCAUGUGAACGUCCUCCAGAUACUUCUUGUCCUCGUACACCUCCACAAAGGUCAAUCGAUUUUGCACCUCGACG
Molecule: messenger RNA, 2228 nt
Organism: Verruconis gallopava
Lineage: Eukaryota; Fungi; Ascomycota; Dothideomycetes; Venturiales; Sympoventuriaceae
Exons: 2
Coding region: 130-2022 (630 amino acids)
Biological process (GO): nuclear inner membrane organization
Cellular component (GO): mitotic spindle pole body; nuclear inner membrane; chromosome, centromeric core domain
Source: RefSeq, a predicted model, not a curated record